AUGUCACAGUGUGCUGUGGAGACAAAAAAAACCCUGAGUCAACACCUGGAGUACCUUGAGCUCUGUGAAGAUGACACAGAAGUUGAAGAUCAGAUCCUUCAAAGUCUGAAUGGGAUUCUCCUGGCUCUUACUGAAGAUAAGCAGAGAUCUUUCAGCCUACUCAGAGAGAGUGGGAUCUUUGUAACUUUGGCAAAAAUCCUGAAGGGCAAUCCACAAUGUGCAGUGAAAGCAGCCCAGGUGCUUUCAGAGAUAGCCAAGAAUGAGGAAAUGAAGAAACCAUGUAUUGAGGCAGAUUUGGUUCCAACUUUGAUACCUUUGCUGGAAAGCACAGACCAAGAAAUGUUGCUUCAUGCUGGGAGGGCUAUUGGCCGCAUUUGUUAUGAUAAUAGGGAACUUCAGGAAGAGCUGGUGAAGGUAGGAGUAAUCACACCACUAGUCCGAGUAUUAACUGAUUAUGCAGAGAGCGAACCACUUGUCCAUGUUGAUCUACUGGCCUUAUGCAAUCUUGCAGACCUUGAUACAGCCAAGGAAGCUCUAAGCAAGACAAAGGUUGCUGAACAGCUGGUGAAACAACUGAGAAGAGCAGAGAAUCAUGAGAGGCUGGAAAUUAUCUUUGAGGUCCUGCAAGCACUUGCAGAAAAUGAUGCUCUGAAAGUGCAGUUGGUGGAGGCAGGUGUGCAAGAGGUGCUGUCCGAGAUCUUGAUGAGGCUCCAGGGUAGUUCACAAGCUGAAAAUACAUGUAUUGUGAAGGCUGCAUCAGAUCUCAUUGUCUCUCUUCUUCUUGGAGAUGGCAACUGUGUACGAAUGGUACAGCUGGGAGUCAUACAUCAACUUCUGGAUCUUUUGGAGAAACAUGUAGAGAGUGAGGACAUCUCUGUUCAACAUGCUGCACUCAGUGCACUUCGAAACCUUGCUAUACCAGCUGUUAGCAAGGUUCAAAUGCUGGAAGAAGGUGUGGCAGAACGGAUUCAGACACUUCUAAAGUCAGAGAUACCUCCUGUGCAGUUUAAACUUUUUGAAACACUACGGAUGUUAGCAGAUGGUCAAG
Molecule: messenger RNA, 1048 nt
Organism: Nestor notabilis (Kea)
Lineage: Eukaryota; Metazoa; Chordata; Aves; Psittaciformes; Psittacidae
Product: rap1 GTPase-GDP dissociation stimulator 1-like
Exons: 9
Biological process (GO): positive regulation of GTPase activity
Cellular component (GO): cytosol
Molecular function (GO): guanyl-nucleotide exchange factor activity; protein binding
Source: RefSeq, a predicted model, not a curated record